Molecule: messenger RNA, 2895 nt
Organism: Cuculus canorus (common cuckoo)
Lineage: Eukaryota; Metazoa; Chordata; Aves; Cuculiformes; Cuculidae
Gene: AGBL5
Product: AGBL carboxypeptidase 5
Exons: 12
Coding region: 604-2646 (680 amino acids)
Biological process (GO): proteolysis; protein deglutamylation
Molecular function (GO): zinc ion binding; metallocarboxypeptidase activity
Source: RefSeq, a predicted model, not a curated record
AGUCCAACAGCUCAGCAGGAGCACAGGGAGAGGGACACCAAUGCCCUCAUUCCCCAUGCCAGGGGAACCCUAGCCUCCCAGGGUGACUCCCAAGGAAUUGGGAUGAUGGCAAGUAACAACAAACCUCCUUCCUAGUGCCGAGCGCUCCAGAGAGCUGGACCCAGCUGCUCCCUCCCGGCCAUGCAGCGUGGCUGGGGCACAGGCGCUUGCUGUGUGGUGUCUGUUGUGCAGUGGAGAGAACACAAGGCUGUUCCUGGAGCACACCCGGGGCUCCCCUUCCCAUCCAUCAGUUGCCAAAGUGGCUGGAGAAUGGCUCCUGGCCGCCCUGUGCUGGAGCACUGGGAGGGGAUCAGCAUGAGCUACGGAGCAGAGGGGUGAGAGCCAGGAAACAAUUCCAGUGAGAACAGCCCCAGGUUGGCCCUCACAGCCCUGUUAUCCUGUCUGGGCCUCGAAUGGGAAUCUGCUGUUCCGGUGUUUUCCAUCUUCGUUCUGGUGCUGGAGACACAGUUUGUCCUGUCCUUCGUCCACCGCUUUCUGGAGCACCGUGGGGCCACCACCUACUUCGCCUUCUGCUACCCCUUCUCCUACACAGAAUGCCAGGAGAUGCUGGCGCGGCUGGAUCACCGCUUCCCGGAGAGCGGGCAGAUGGCUCCCAGCAGCCCCCUUGACUCCGUCUAUUACCACCGGGAGCUGCUCUGCUAUUCCCUAGACCGGCUCCGUGUGGACCUGCUCACCAUUACCUCAUGCCACGGGAUGCUAGAGAAGCGGGAGCCACGCCUCGACAAGCUCUUCCCAGACACCAGCACCCCGCGCCCACGCCGCUUCGCAGGGAAGAAGGUAUUCUUCCUGAGCAGCAGGGUCCACCCUGGAGAAACGCCCUCCAGCUUUGUCUUCAAUGGCUUCCUGGACUUUAUCCUGCGGGAGGAGGACCCCCGCGCCCAGAUGCUCCGCAGGAUGUUCGUCUUCAAGCUCAUUCCCAUGCUGAAUCCUGAUGGAGUGGUGCGAGGCCACUACCGGACUGACUCCCGUGGGGUAAACCUGAACCGCCAGUACCUCAACCCGGAUGCGGAGCUGCACCCAGCAGUGUUCGGAGCCAAAGCUGUGCUUCUCUACCACCACAUCCACAGCCGCGUCCUGCCCGGUGUUCCUGACUGGAGGACGUACGUCUCACCACUCGGCACCAGCUCCCUAAGCACAACAUCUUCCAACCAUUCCGUCCGCAGCAGCAUCCCGGCUCUCUCAGAGCUGGAGAAAGCCAACAACCUCCGGAACUGUCCUGGUGGCUGGCGUGCUGGCACGCGCUGCAGCCUCUCUCAGGAACCUCGGCUCCCGGGACCUCCUGCCACUGCGCACAGCACCGACCGUGCUGCCCGGAUUCUCCCGCCAAGCCACACCGCAGAGCACUGUGAGGAGGACACUGGGAGGCCAGAGCCUCUUCCUGAUGCCAUCCCACCCCAGGACAGCGGGCUAGCGUACUAUGUCGAUCUCCAUGGACACGCUUCCAAACGUGGCUGCUUCAUGUACGGCAACAGCUUCCCUGAUGAGAACGAUCAGGUGGAGAAUAUGCUGUUCCCUAAACUCAUCUCCCUCAACUCACCCCACUUCGACUUCUCGGGCUGCAACUUCUCAGAGAAGAACAUGUACGCGCGGGACCGGAGAGACGGGCAGUCCAAGGAGGGCAGCGGGCGCGUGGCUGUCUACAAGGCCCUGGGCAUCAUCCACAGCUACACACUGGAGUGCAACUACAACACGGGCCGUUCCGUGAACAGCAUCCCAGUGGCGUGCCAUGACAACGGCCGUGCCAGCCCACCGCCUGCGCCCACCAUCCCCUCAAAGUACACCGUGGAGCUAUUCGAGCAGGUGGGCAGAGCCAUGGCCGUGGCAGCACUGGACAUGGCAGAGUGCAACCCCUGGCCACGGAUCAUCCUGUCGGAGCACAGCAGCCUCGGCAACCUGCGGGCCUGGAUGCUGAAGCACGUGCGAAGCACACGGGGUGCCAGCGGGGGCCCACGGAGCAGAGGAAGCACUGGGACCCCUCCCCGGAGCUCCACCGGGAUCCCCACCUCGGCCUCCGAUAACGCCCUCUCCCGUGCCAGGAGCUUCAGUGACAGCACUGGUGGGAGUAGCCGUCGGGAAUUGCCACGGAUCAGAGCCUCCCCCAGCCUCACCCUCAGCGGGGACCCAGCUCCAGCCACCAUCAGACGGAGCGCUCCAAAGGGCGGCACGGCAGCCCUGGAAGCCGGCAGAGGGACGCGGGCAGCACCGAGCACCGGCACCAGGCAGGGAGCGCAGGAGGCCCAGCGUGGCACUGGAGAGCCCGGCACAGCUCCGCUGCAGGCACUCCUGAAGCGGCAGGAUGCCGGGAGAGCUCUGGAGCAGCCUGGGGCUGUACUGGGAGGGCUCCAGUGUAGAGCCUCACAACGAGGGACAAAUCCUAUGCUGGCACAAGGCCCUAUACCCCCAGGUAUGACUCUGGCACCCAGUGCGGCUCUGCCUGGCACUGGAAGGGCCAGGGACGUGGUGCCGGGGAGGAGGCUCAGCCCCACUGCCCCCAGCCCCUCUCCACCUCGCUCUCCCCCUGCAGCCUCUGGCCCCAGAGCCCCCCUCGCUCCGCUCACAGCGGUGCCUCCUCUCCGGCUGCGCUGAGGACGCACCGCUGCCAGCACCAGAUUCACCACGUUCUGCACCAGAGGGAAGGGCUGGACCCCAGCCCAGAGCUGCCUCAGCACCAACACCAGACCGUGCCAACACCCCAACCCCACCGCGCUCCGGCUGCUGUCAGCUCACCCAAUGCCAUGCCUGCACCCGGCUGUGACUGUCACCAUCUGGGGCACUGGGGUCGGCCACGCCACUCACCACAGCUCAUCCCAGGCCACCACAGCUCAUACUGUCCCA